AUGGAUAAACAUCGUUUGACAGCUGCAAAUAAUAAUAAUAAUAUUAAUAUGACAAAUAAAAACAUUUUUCAUACAUCAUUACCAACAGUUAUUAAUAUUUCAAUUGAUGAUUCACAUACAGAUGAAACUGAUCGUUUUCUGAAUGAACAUAGUUUAUCAAAUAUUUUAUCCAAUUUACCAGAUUCAUGUAAUCUUGAAGAAAGAGAUGAAAAUAAAUUACCAUUUCCAGGUUUUGCUGAAAAAGCUUUUUAUUAUCUUCGGCAAACAACACCGCCACGUUAUCAAUGUUUAAAAUUUAUAACAUGGCCAUGGUUUGAACGCAUAAGCAUGCUUGUUAUUUUGCUUAAUUGUAUUACACUUGGUAUGUAUCAACCAUGUGCACAUCAUACUGGUAUAGAGUCAUCGAAAAAAUGCGAUACAGCACUUUGUAUUUGGCUACAAGCAACAGAUUACUUUGUUUUUGCGUUUUUUACAAUUGAAAUGUGUAUAAAAAUGGCAGCGAUGGGAAUAUUUGGUAAAGGAGCUUAUCUUGCUGAUUCAUGGAAUCGGCUUGAUUGUUUUAUUGUUCUUACUGGAUUAGUGGAAUUGUUGAUACCAGGUGAUCUUGUAAGUCUAUCAGCUAUUCGUACUGUUCGAGUACUUCGUCCAUUACGUGUCAUUAAUCGUGUACCAUCGAUGCGUAUCCUUGUUAUGCUUCUACUCGAUACAUUACCUAUGCUUGGAAAUUUACUUCUUCUGUGUUUUUUUAUCUUCUUUAUUUUUGGUGUUAUUGGUGUACAAUUAUGGAAAGGAUUAUUACGUAAUCGUUGUUUUUUACAACUGAAUACCACAGCUAUAGAUAAUUAUCCAUUAUUCGAUGAUUUUCCUUUCCAACCCUUUUAUACUCCUCCUGAUCAAGAUUCAUUUAUUUGCUCUGAUCCAUCAUCAAGUGGAAUGACAAAAUGUUCAGAAAUUCCACGAUUUCGUCAAGAUAAUAUGACAUGUGAACUUGAUUUUCGUUCAUUGAGUUCAUCAUUAACAAAAAAAGCAAUAAAUGGAUGUAUUAAUUGGAAUCAAUAUUAUAAAUUAUGCGCUAUUUCUGAUGAAAAUCCAUUUUCUGGAUCAAUUAGUUUCGAUAAUAUUGUUUUCGCAUGGCUUGCUAUCUUUCAAAUAACUACUCUUGAAAGUUGGGCUAGUAUAAUGUAUUAUAUACAAGAUGCACAUUCAUUUUGGGAUUGGAUUUAUUUUGUAUGUCUUAUCCUUAUUGGUUCGUUCGUUAUGAUGAAUCUUUGUCUUGUUGUUAUUUCUGCACAAUUUGGCAUAACAAAAAAACGUGAAACAGAACGAAUGUUAGCUGAACAAAAACGUUUUUCCCCCUCAUCAACUACAGUAACCAACGAUCAACAAGGUUCUUGUUGGGAAGAAAUAAUUAAAUAUUUUCAACGAUUAUUGAAACGUGCAUGUAAACGUUUUAGAAUAUGCUGGAAAAACUAUCAACAAAAACGUGAUAAAGUUAAUCAACGACACCAUCGAAAAGUAACAACAACAAAAAAGAUAUUAACACAAAAUGCAUUACCUUCAUCUAAUGUUAAUAUAGUUUCGUCAAUUCCACUAAUUAAUCAAAAACAUCGACCAAAUUGUCGACAUCAUCAGCCUGAAUCAUUAUUAGUACCAACACCAUUAUCAGAAUCGAAUGAUCGUGGCACUGCUACUUGUAACAUUGGUCCAGACGUAAUUGCUCCAACGUCAGCAAGUAAUAGUUCACUGAUUGAAAAGAAUCGACGGAAAAAUGAAAAUUUUGAAUUUGAACGACAACAACAAAAAGAAAUAAAUGAUAUAUGCAAUUGUUAUUGUCAAGAUGAAACUAUUAAUACAUCUGACAAUAAUCAAGAAGAAGAAGAAAGAGUAAAAUUCCGUCAAAAAUUUGAAAUUUGUUGUUAUUGCUGUUCACGUCUUACAAUAAUACAAAAAUUAAUUUCACGUUGUGUUGCUAGUAAACAUUUUGAUGAUAUUAUUCUCUCAGUUAUUAUUAUAAAUACACUUUCAAUGGCUAUUGAACAUCAUGGACAACCACAAUCAUUAACAAAUAUAUUAGAAUAUAGCAAUUAUGUUUUUAUAAUACUUUUUACAAUUGAGAUGUUAUUUAAAAUAAUUGCUGAAGGUUGUUUAGAAUAUAUUAAAAAUCCAUUUAACAUAUUUGAUGGUGGAAUUGUUGUUAUUAGUCUUAUUGAAUUGUGUGGAGCAAAAAAUAGUGGAUUAUCUGUUUUACGUACAUUUAGAUUAUUACGUGUACUUAAACUUGUCCAAUUUAUGCCAACAUUAAGACGACAACUGGUUAUCAUGCUUAAAACACUAGACAGUGUUGCAGCAUUUUUAUUAUUAUUAACUCUCUUCGUAUUCAUUUUCAGUGUUCUUGGUAUGCAUUUAUUUGGUGGUGAAUUUUGCACGCUUGAAGCAUUCAAUAUAACAUCACAUCAACAAAUUGAUAUAAAAUGUCGCUGUUGUGCCUGUGUCGAAUGGAGUUCAUUAAAAAAUUCUACUGAUCUCAAAGAUUUAAAAUGUAUACAAGAGAGAACAAACUUCGAUUCACUUCGUUUUGCAUUAUUAACCGUAUUUCAGAUAUUAACACAAGAAGAUUGGAAUGAAGUACUUUAUAAUGGUAUGAAAAACACAAGUCCAUGGUCAGCACUAUAUUUUAUUGCACUUAUGAUAUUUGGCAAUUAUAUAUUACUCAAUUUACUUGUUGCCAUUCUUGUUGAAAGUUUUCAAAAUGAAGAAGAGAAUGGUACAACAAAUAGUAAUAAUAGUACGGAUAGAUUAGACAAAGCAGAUCCAUUUAAAACACAAGCCAUUAUCACAGGUAAUAUGCAAGUAUCUGAGAAUCUCGAUGAAUGGAAAAGUCUUGAACUCAGUAAUGAUGAUAAGAAAAAUGAUCGACGACAAAAUACAUUAGCUGAUACCAUACGUCGUACAAAUUCUGAUCGAUCAUUCCCAUUAUCAUCAACACGAUAUUUGAUUGCUCAUGAAGAGAAACUAAUUGAACAAGAAUUGAAUAAUAUACCAAAUACAUGUUUAAAUUCAAAUAUUAAACGUCGAUCAACAAUCGAUAAUUCAUCAUAUUCAUUUAAUCAAAAUGUAUCGACAAGUAUUUGUCAAACACCAAGAAGACAAGAAAAAAGUGAUAGACAUACAGAGCCUAAUACUAAUAGUCCUAUACAACUUGCUGCUGAUACUCAAUUACCGGUAAACGAUCAAAAUGAUAUACAAUUAGAUGUGUCAACUGGGGAUGAUACACAACUGGAAUUAACAACUCAGAAAUCAGGAGUCAUUCGGUCAUGUUUAGGUCGACUUUGUGGACAACGAAUAUUUGAAUGUUUAAAGAAGCGAGAAAACUAUUCACUUUAUCUUUUUUCACCUUCGAAUAGACUACGCAAAGUAUUUCAACGAUUAAUUUUACAAAAAUCAUUUGAUUAUUUUAUUCUUUUCUUUAUUGCUCUCAAUUGUAUUACAUUCGCUAUGGAACGUCCAUCGAUUUCUCCUAUAAGUUUUGAACGGCAAUUUUUGAACUACACUAAUUAUAUAUUUACAGCUAUUUUUACUAUUGAAAUGAUGAUCAAAAUAAUUGCAAAUGGAUUUAUUUUUGGACCGAAUACAUAUUUACAUACCGGCUGGAAUAUUAUGGAUGGAUUUCUUGUAUUUGUUUCAAUUGUCGAUCUUUGUACAAUGAAUCGAAGUCGUAUUACAUUACCCACAGAAUCGGAUACAACAUCACAUAUUCUGGGCAUGUUAAGAGUCUUUCGUUUAUUACGAACAUUACGAGCAAUCACAAUUAUCAAUCGAGCACCCGGCCUUAAACUUGUCGUUCAAACUUUACUUUCAUCAUUAAGACCAAUCGGUAAUAUUGUUAUCAUUUGUUGCAUAUUCUUUAUCAUCUUUGGCAUUCUUGGUGUUCAGCUCUUCAAAGGUAAAUUGUACUAUUGCGAAGGUCCUCUCGCUGAUAAUGUAAAAACAAGACAACAAUGUGAAGCUAUGCCCGAUCAUCAAUGGCAAAAUCAACAAUACAAUUUUGAUCAUCUGGGCCACGCUCUACUGACAUUAUUUGUUCUUUCAUCAAAAGAUGGUUGGGUGCAAAUAAUGCAUAAUGGUAUUGAUGCAGUUGACGUUGAAAUGCAACCAAGAAGGAAUUAUAGUGAAUCAAAAUUUAUUUAUUUUAUAUCAUUUAUUUUAAUUGUCAGCUUUUUCGUUCUUAAUAUGUUCGUUGGUGUUGUUGUUGAAAAUUUUCAUAGUUGUCGGGCCAAACAAGAACUUGAAGAAGAAGCCCAAAAUAAAGCAAAACAUGCAAAAAAAAUUGAACGUAAACAACGUCUUAUGCGUGAAUUAUCAUAUUAUGCACAUUUUUCACCAUGGCGUAAAUGUUUACAUGAUCUAUGCGUUAGUAAAUAUUUCGAUCUAAUUAUUGCUACAAUUAUUGGUGUUAAUGUUGUUACAAUGUCACUUGAAUUUUAUCUUAUGCCACCUAAAUUGACUAAGUUUCUUGAAUAUUGUAAUUAUGUAUUUACGGUUGUAUUCUUACUUGAAUUUAUAUGGAAAAUUGUUGCACUUGGACCAUCACGUUAUUUUAGAGACAAAUGGAAUCAGUUGGAUUCAUUUAUUGUGCUUCUAUCAAUAGUUAGUAUUGUAAUGGAAACAAUGUUCAGUGGACAUAUUCUUCCAAUGAAUCCAACACUUAUUCGUGUGAUCAGAGUAUUGAGAAUUGCACGAGUACUCAAACUACUGAAAAUGGCCGAAGGUGUUCGAGCUCUAUUAGAUACUGUUAUUCAAGCUCUUCCACAAGUUGGAAAUUUAGGUCUUCUAUUCUUUCUUCUUUUCUUUAUCUUUGGUACACUUGGUGUUGAAUUAUUUGGCAAAUUAGAAUGUAGUGAAGAACAACCAUGUAGUGGCCUCGAUAAACAUGCACAUUUUAAAAAUUUUGGCAUAGCUCUUCUUACAUUAUUUCGUGUUGCAACAGGUGAUAAUUGGAAUGGUAUUAUGAAAGAUACUUUACGUCAAGAUGAUUCACCUCAUACUGGCAAAAAUCACUUUAUGACAAUAAUUUCGCCUAUUUAUUUUGUUAUUUUCGUGCUAAUGACUCAAUUUGUACUUAUCAAUAUUGUUAUCGCUGUACUCAUGAAAAAACUUGAAGAUUCAAAUAAGAUGACAGAUGAUGAUGCUGAAAUGGAUGAAGAAAUUGAACGACAACUUGAACUUAACACACUGGAUGGAAAUAAUAUUGAACGAUCACUACUCUAG
Molecule: messenger RNA, 5268 nt
Organism: Rotaria sp. Silwood2
Lineage: Eukaryota; Metazoa; Rotifera; Eurotatoria; Philodinida; Philodinidae
Source: the annotation of a GenBank genome assembly